AUGCUUAUUUCGGGAGGUGAAGAAAUCGCAGUGGAUGCUAGACGAGGCCUGGCCUACCUCCGACUUUCAGUGGAAGCCAAUAAUCCAGUUGGGCAGACUCUGCUUGGGAUCGCAUAUCUACGUGGGCGGGCCGGCCUGACUCAAGAUACUAUGACUGCACUUGAACUUUUUUUGAAAGCCGCUGACCAAGGCUGGUCUGAAGCCCAGCUCCAUCUCGGUCUACUAUUUCUCGGUACACAUUAUUGUUAA
Protopolystoma xenopodis is the source of this 249-nucleotide messenger RNA. NCBI's taxonomy places the organism in Eukaryota, Metazoa, Platyhelminthes, Monogenea, Polystomatidea, Polystomatidae. The record is from the annotation of a GenBank genome assembly.